AUGAGUACGAAACGCGAAAUACGCAAACUCGAACGUGCAUACUACGCUCCUCAACAUUUAUGGCAGGGUGAGGGGGCCAUCGAUCAACUCGUCGCCAAGACGAAGAUAUCGCGGGAUGUUGUUAAAGAGUGGCUGUUUAAACAGAGCAUGUGGCAAAUUUAUCUUGCACCACCUAAACACGUACCGAGCGUACCGACGAGGCAAAGCGUCUCGGUAAACCAAGCCCAUCAAGCCGACCUACUCUUUUUACCGCACGAUAGGUAUAGAGGAAAAACGUACAAGUAUGCCUUGACGGUCGUCGACGUGGCGAGUAGAUACAAGGAAGCGGAACCAUUAACGACCAAAAAAUCGUCAGAGGUUGCACGAGCCUUUGACAAGAUUUAUGCGCGUAAGUUGACAUGGCCCGAAACGUUACAAGUCGAUUCGGGUAGUGAAUUUAAAGGUGAAACGUUAAAAGCUAUGAAGGGGCAUAAUGUACGUGUGAGCGUGGGAGUACCCGGUAAUCACAAAUCGCAAGGAAUCGUCGAAAGGUUCAACAAGACUCUUGCCAGCAAACUGUUUCCGCAUCAGUAUGCGCGAGAAAUGGUGGAUCCAACAAAACGCAACGUGGAAUGGGUAGAAAAUCUAAGACCCGUUUUGGACGUGUUAAACGCUCAAGGUCCCGACGAGGCCGUACGUAGGCGAGACGAAAUUAAAUACGAACCCAAGUAUAAUCGACCCGUUGGAUUGGAUGAGCAAGUCUUGGAUUCGAGCUUGCGCGUACGAUACCUGUACAGACCCGGAGAAUUGGAAGGGGGUGAAAGACGUAGAGCUACCGAUCCGAUAUGGAGCAUCGAUACGUACGACAUACGAAACGUCAUGAUCAAACCCAAACAACCCGUCUUGUAUUUUUUACAAGGCGUACCGAGGAGUUUUGUACGAGAAGAAUUGUUGGUCGUUCCCUUUGACACGCAAUUACCACCUAAAUGA
Molecule: messenger RNA, 969 nt
Organism: Anneissia japonica
Lineage: Eukaryota; Metazoa; Echinodermata; Crinoidea; Comatulida; Comatulidae
Exons: 1
Coding region: 1-969 (322 amino acids)
Biological process (GO): DNA integration
Molecular function (GO): nucleic acid binding
Source: RefSeq, a predicted model, not a curated record